Molecule: messenger RNA, 1544 nt
Organism: Cajanus cajan (pigeon pea)
Lineage: Eukaryota; Viridiplantae; Streptophyta; Magnoliopsida; Fabales; Fabaceae
Source: RefSeq, a predicted model, not a curated record
UACACACAAAACAACACAACACCCACACACACACACAAUAUAGUGAGUCAUGACCCUCCCCACUCACUUCUUUCAUCACUCUUCAAUUCGUUACCCCAAUCCCCACCUUCACGAGAAAAAUAUUUUCAUGAUCCUCCAAUGGGGACAAACCCCGUGGUGCACCAUAAAUACCCUUUAGUUCUACCCUCUCUCAACCUUGCUUCUUUCUCUCUCUCUCUCUCCUCUUUCCCGCCAACACUUGCUAACAAUAUUUCUCUCUCUCUCUUCCUUACCCUUUGGAGUAACAAACCCUAAACCCCUCAUCUACUACCAUCUCUCUCUCUUUAUUUCACACUCCUUCGUCUUCAUGCAACUAAAACUACCACCUUUUUCCAUUUCCGCACUCUCUUCUUCACUAAAAUGAGUGACAAACACCAACCUUUGAAGCUCCACCACCCCUUUUACCCACCAACCCCAAGCACCAAUUUUGACGGCGACCCACCAUGCAAAACCGCCGGAAAACCCCUUAAGCUCAUCCGGGUCAUCCUCACCGACCACGACGCCACCGACUCAGACUCCUCCGCCGACGACGAGGACCCAAAAGAACAGCGAAAAGUGAAGAGAAGAAUCACCCACAUCACUAUAAACCUUCCCUUUUUAUCACAAACCCCAACACCAACUUCAAAAACAAAACUUUCUUCUUUUUCUUCUCUUGACCCGACCCGUUUAGCUAGACCCGAGAAACGACCCGGUGGUCCUCGCCGCCGGAACAAGUUUCGCGGCGUCCGGCAGCGUCCGUGGGGACGGUGGACGGCCGAAAUCCGCGACCCGACCCGCCGGAAACGGGUCUGGCUUGGCACGUUCGACACGGCGGAGGAAGCCGCCGCGGUUUACGACGCCGCCGCCGUGAAGCUCAAGGGCCCCAACGCCGUCACCAACUUCCCCCUCUCCGUCGCCGAGAAAAAAUUUUCCGAGGCGGUGCCGCCGUUCUCCGGUGAGGGUUUUGCGUCGCCGACGUCCGUCCUCGCCUACUGCGACGACGAGUCCACGCCGCCGUUUGACGGCUUCCGUUACGGUGUUGUCGACGCGUUCGGGUUCGACAUCGACGCGCCGUUUAGUUUGACGGACGUUAACUCCGGCGUGCUGAGUCAGCGGUCGAAGGAAGAGUUCGGCGAGUUUGACCCGGACGAGUUCCUGAUGUGGCCGAGUUGAGGGGCGUUUUCGUCAUUUCGCAAAAUAUCGGGGACUGUUCAGUAAUUCUACUAAAGUUUCUUUUUGUCGUAUUCUGUUUUCACUACGUGGAAUUCCGAAACUACCCUCGUGACUCAAGGUUUUUGUGCAGCUUAGGAAGAGUGUAGAGAAAAAUAGUAGUAGAGUGAUCAUUUACAUUUUCCUAAUCCAAGUAGAGAAUUUUUCCCUAUAUGUUAAUUUGUGUAAGUAAUUUUAAAUGUUCAUGUCAUGGAAGGAAGAGAAAAACUAUGAUGCAAGGUAUUAGAAUUUAGCAGGACUCUAUAUUGUAGUUUCUUAUAUAUAAUUCUAUUAAGUAAAGUCUUGUUAAUUGAAAA